Menidia menidia (Atlantic silverside) is the source of this 1461-nucleotide messenger RNA. The record is from the annotation of a GenBank genome assembly. NCBI's taxonomy places the organism in Eukaryota, Metazoa, Chordata, Actinopteri, Atheriniformes, Atherinopsidae.
AUGAGCUUUUCAGCGGGGGGUUUUCUCUCCACCUCGGAUGGGUUCUGCUCCACAGAGCAGCUCCAGUACUACGACAUGGUGGCCGACCCUCUGGGAUAUCCCCUGCAGGACCCUGACCUCCAGCUGCUCCCUUACGGCCAGCAGCAGUACCUCCCCUCCAACCUGCCCUUCUCCCUUUACGGCUCCCCCCCUUCCUCCACCCCCUCUCCUUCCUCCUCUUCCUCAUCCUCUCAGUUCUGCCACCCUCCCCACCAGUACAGCCCUCAGUUGCUGGACGCCCCCUGCACCUCCAGCCCGGAGCCCUUCUGCGGGGGCUAUUCCCAGGGGCCCGGCGCGGGGGGGCUGCUGCCCCUCGGACGGAGGUCCCGGUUGGGGGCCGGAGGGAAGGUCAGAGGUCAGGACGAGCUGUGCGUGGUGUGCGGCGACAAAGCGUCGGGGUAUCACUACAACGCUCUCACCUGUGAGGGAUGUAAAGGUUUCUUCAGGCGCAGUGUGACCAAAAAAGCCGUGUAUCACUGCAAGAGCGGCGGCGGCUGCGAGAUGGACAUGUACAUGAGGAGGAAGUGCCAGGACUGCCGGCUGAGAAAGUGUCGCGCCGUGGGAAUGCUGGCCGAGUGCCUUCUGACAGAGGUGCAGUGCCAGUCCAAACGGCUGAGGAAAGGCGGCAAAGGGAGGGGGCCGGAGGAGGAGGAGAGCACGGACAGCCGGAGGGUCAGCUCCACCAGCAGGCUGCCCGGGCAGGCUGUGUCUGCCAGUCUGACUCGAGAGCAGAAGUUCGUGGUGGACAGGAUGGUGGACGCUCAUCGUCUCUACAGAGGGCCGGACGGCGGCAGUCAGACGAUGUUUGAGUGGCCGUGCGCAGCAGAGGGGGAGGCCCCGCCAGAUGUUCUGUCGCCGCACCUCCAGAGACUGCUGCAGUUUGCCCGGACAGUGCCAGGGUUCGACCUGCUGGACUUCUCUGACCAGAGCGCCCUCCUGUCUGCCUCCUCACUGGAGGUCAUGUUCCUGCUCUCAGCGCAGCAGUUCUCCAACAACCCGGCGAGCCCCAGUCCAGUCCUGCAGCUUUUCAGCACGUCAACACACAACUGGAUCCGAAAUGGAGAAUCCAAAGAAUUCCUCCAGAGCAGGAGUCUGAUGGCUGCAGGCAGCGGCGAGGAUCUCCUGGGGCCCGUGCUCAGCUUCCUGCACAGCAUGGUGACGCUGCAGGUGACGGAGGCCGAGUACGCCCUGCUCACGGCCACCGCUCUGCUCUGCUCAGACCGGGCGUCCCCGCAGGCCGCCGGCCGCGUGGAGAAAAUGCAGGAACUGAUCCUGGACCUUAUGUCCAAAGUGUGUGGGGCCCAGGCUGGAGCUGCGCGAGGGGCCCCGCAGCGCUUCGGCCGGCUGCUGGGCCGGCUGACCGAGCUCCGGACCGUCCACCACAACUACCUCCUCCUGGAAAGGCAGCAGCGGGGCCUCUGA